Molecule: messenger RNA, 1118 nt
Organism: Pseudomassariella vexata
Lineage: Eukaryota; Fungi; Ascomycota; Sordariomycetes; Amphisphaeriales; Pseudomassariaceae
Product: Yqey-like protein-domain-containing protein
Exons: 1
Coding region: 178-777 (199 amino acids)
Cellular component (GO): mitochondrion
Molecular function (GO): carbon-nitrogen ligase activity, with glutamine as amido-N-donor
Source: RefSeq, a predicted model, not a curated record
AACGGGACAAGAACUCAGCUCCCGGAUUAUUUACUCCAGAUAUUAAUGAAGUCACAACACACAGGCCGAAUCAAUCACGUCCCUUGGCAACCCAUCAAACGGAUGACAUCGCGAGCUUUGAAAUUCGAAGUCAGCAGCAUUGCCCAAUAACUCGAUCACAUCCAUUCCUGUAUCACAAUGGCCUUCCAACCCACUCGCCGCAUGGCUCCCAGCCUCCUGCGCGCGCGCCUCGCGUCCGCCGCCCCGCGCAACAGCCCCCUUGUUCGUCUUUAUUCUUCCUCCACCGAAACCCCCGCCCCGCCAAUGCUGCAGAAGCUCAAAGCCGACCUCAAAACCGCCAUGCGCGCCAAAGACGCCCCACGGCUGAUGGUGCUCCGGUCAAUUCUCUCCUCGACCCUCAACGCCUCCAAGACGGCGAACCCGAUCCAGACAGAUGUGCAGCUGGUGGCGCUGCUGCGCAAGACGGUGCGCGCCUCCGAGGAUGCGUCGGCCGAGUUCAAGGGUGCGGGGAGGGACGACCUCGUUGAGAAGGAGCAGGCGCAGAUCGAUGUCCUAAAAGAGUAUGUGGCCGGGAGCGGUGUUCAAGAGGUCAGUGCCGAGGAUUUGAAGGCGCUGACUAUGGGCGUGGUGACGGCUAUGACGGAUGACGGGAUGGUGCAGGGCAAGGCGAAAAUGGGAGAGGUUAUGAAGAAGUUAAUGGCGCCUGGUGGGCCUUUGGAUGGGAAGGUGUUUGAGAAGGCGGACUUGGCCAAGGUGGUGAAGGAGGUUGUGGGCUAAUCGUGAGACGGGCAGAUACCUCUGUGUGUGGUCUAGGUGUAUUAAAACUGUAAAGCGAAAUGUACGGGCCGGCGCAAAAAGACGGCGGAAUCUCCACUUUGAUACCCCUUUCCAAGCAGAAGCAUAUGCAAAUGGACCUCUUGAAUCAUUAAUGAGCUUGGGAAGGCAAGUGUGACGGUAUAAUCAUUGUUACUUCAACACCUUCACGGACGGAAAAUACGGCUCACAGCCCACCUUGUAGUCAUAAACAUAAGUCAAAAGAUUAUCAAACACUAGCACCUAAUGUUCACCUUGGCCACAAUGGCAACGAAGCCAUGGUUGACUUAGUUAUAUGACGUUUG